Messenger RNA from Plutella xylostella (diamondback moth), 1257 nucleotides. RefSeq names its product serine protease inhibitor 77Ba-like. NCBI's taxonomy places the organism in Eukaryota, Metazoa, Arthropoda, Insecta, Lepidoptera, Plutellidae. Gene Ontology annotation, molecular function: serine-type endopeptidase inhibitor activity. The record is from RefSeq and is a predicted model, not a curated record.
AUGCGUUUGCUAGUGGUACUGUCAUGUUUAGUCUUAGCUGCGCGGGCGCAGAUCGGCUCAGGCCUCGCGGGGCUAGCGGGCGGCGGGUUUCAAGGCAUCGCCAACGCUGUGACGUCAUCAUUCAACAAGAACGACUGCUCCCGUGACGUCACUGAAGACUUUCGUCGCGUGCUCUACGAUUUCUCCACACGACUGUACAAGCAAGUCGCCAAACGAUCCGAUGACCACUUCGCUCUCACGCAAUAUAGUGUAUGGCUGUCCCUAGCUGGUAUAGCUGAAGCAUUAGAAGGGCCGAAGCAACAGGCUUUGUUAACAGCUCUAGGGUUGCCAGAAGCGAAGUGUCUCCGCCAGAAAUACUACUCAAUAGCAUCGGGAUUGGAGCAGGAAGGUGAAGACGUGACCCUACUGCGAAGAAGAUACCUGAUGGUGCAGCCCGACGCCACACUGCCAGCGGAAUGGAAGAAACAGACAGCGGGAUUACUACAGACAUGUUCUUCCGAGCCAUCCGAAGCGGCUUUCCAAAUGCUACGCCUCAGUGCGAAACCAAAACCAGCUACGGCACUCCUAGGAGACUCCUUGGACUACGCAGCUUUGUGGACCACCGCUUUCCCUUCGGCCAGUAUCAAGAGAAACCAGCCCUUCUAUGACGACAACGGCAAGCAAAUAGGAACAGUCGACAUGAUGACUACGAAAAGACGCGUGAAAUUGGCUCAUCUCCCGAUCCUCAAUGCGAAAGUGUUAGAGCUACCGGUCGGCAAAGACGGCCGCUACAGCAUGCUCAUGCUAAUCAACCUUGGACCUUUCCCCAUAAGGAAUACGAUCGAGAUCUUCAUGAACACAAUCAUUGUAGACAUCAUGAAGUUUAUGCAGGAGAGCUUGGUCCCUCUGGAAGUUUCCAUUCCGAUGUUCAGUUUGACUUCGGAGUUUGGGCUUCGGGAGGCUUUAGAGGCGGUAGGGGUUAGGGAUAUUUGGGGAGAAGCGGGGGUGUUGCCGGCGCCGAAAGAGUAUUACCAACGGGUUACUGUUAAUAUAACUUCAGAAGGGGUAGGGGAGGAAUCCAAGGGUGGAACCCCUGGGUUGGGUUCCCUCGGUGGGUUUGGGUCAGCGUUUGGGUCAGUAGUGGGGGCAGCGACGGGUUUGGCGGCGGCGGUGGGACGUGACUUCGUGGCUAACAGACCCUUCAUGUUCGGCCUUGUGGACGGAGUGACGCAGACUUGCCUGUUCACUGGCGCGUUUUCUAAGCCUCAGCAGCAGUAA